Phytophthora sojae is the source of this 423-nucleotide messenger RNA. RefSeq lists its product as hypothetical. The transcript has a single exon. The coding region runs from base 1 to 423 and encodes 140 amino acids. Lineage: Eukaryota; Oomycota; Peronosporomycetes; Peronosporales; Peronosporaceae. The record is from RefSeq and is a predicted model, not a curated record.
AUGGAGCGCGCACGUAACAACUACUACACAGUGCUAAGCAAAGAGCAGGAUCUCCGAAUCCACGCAGCUUACAAUGGCGGGAGUAUGGUCGGUAUUAUCGAAGCUGCUGUGGCCGGUGCGCAGAACGCGGUCGUCUUGACCAGAAUCAAGGACAAACCUAAUACAGUGGAGGACGCGUUUUCCGCCGUCGCACUUCGCCUGGACGAUGUACUGGCGGUUCUAAUGGGAACCGCUCAGUUCGAACCGGACCCUGAGUACGAUCAACCCGAUCCAAGGUUUGCUGCGGCGCGGAUUAGACGCGCAAAACGACGAUAUGAUGAUACCAAAAGCGCCCUGUACAAGCUUUGUGUUGAGCUUGGAGCGGAUGAACCUGGUGAGAUCGUCAUCGGGAAUCGUACGAGCCGAUUCUUUGGGAGAGUUUAA